CGGCCCUCAGCGACUCCGCCAGUCCGCACACCGGCGGCUCCGCUGCCCCACGGUCGGCCGCACUCCGCUGAACAACAAUGCUCAAAAACACAACAUAACUGACAGACCCAUCGGCGGUUGCCGGCGAUGCUCGAUCGGCCGGCACGCGUGGCCGUCGGUCGUAAAUAGUUUGAUUUAUGAAAGCCACAGGAGGAUUAAGUUUAAGCUGAUUAGGACUCGUGCAAGGGGCGGGAGUGCGGUGCAGGGGCCGGGGCCGGUGUCGCGGGUGUCGCGGAUCGGAAGGAUGGCGCGGCGCGGCGGCGCGGCGGCGCGCGGCGCGGGCUUGCGGCGCUGACAUGGCCCUCCGGCCGCGCCGCUUGCAGCUGGCGGCGCCCGCGGGCCUGCUGCUUCUGCUGGGCCUGCUCUGGCCGAUGGGGGUCCUCGGUGGGUACCACGAGAAGCGGCUGCUGCAUCAUCUGUUGGACCACUAUAACGUUCUGGAGCGGCCGGUGGUCAACGAGAGCGAUCCGCUCCAACUAUCCUUCGGCCUCACACUCAUGCAAAUCAUUGAUGUGGACGAAAAGAACCAGCUUUUAAUAACAAACAUCUGGCUAAAAUUGGAAUGGAAUGAUAUGAACUUGAGGUGGAACACUUCUGACUUCGGUGGAGUUAAAGAUUUACGAGUGCCGCCACACAGAUUAUGGAAACCAGACGUCCUUAUGUACAAUAGUGCCGAUGAAGGUUUCGACAGCACAUAUCCGACCAACGUAGUAGUACGGAAUAAUGGGUCAUGCCUCUACGUGCCGCCUGGUAUUUUUAAGAGUACUUGCAAAAUUGAUAUCACUUGGUUCCCAUUUGAUGAUCAACGAUGUGAGAUGAAGUUUGGGAGCUGGACAUAUGAUGGGUACCAACUGGAUCUCCAACUACAAGAUGAAGCUGGUGGAGAUAUAAGCAGUUUUGUAACAAACGGAGAAUGGGAGCUUAUUGGUGUACCAGGCAAGCGAAACGAGAUCUACUACAACUGCUGUCCAGAACCGUACAUCGACAUAACAUUCGCAGUAGUGAUCCGGCGGAAAACGCUUUACUACUUUUUCAAUUUAAUUGUACCGUGCGUGCUAAUUGCCUCUAUGGCUCUACUGGGAUUCACUUUACCGCCAGAUUCAGGAGAAAAACUAUCUUUAGGUGUGACGAUCCUGCUAUCUCUGACGGUGUUUUUGAACAUGGUUGCGGAGACGAUGCCAGCCACAUCAGAUGCAGUACCCCUGCUCGGCACGUACUUCAACUGUAUAAUGUUCAUGGUGGCUUCUUCGGUUGUUUCUACUAUACUUAUUUUGAACUACCAUCAUCGACACGCCGACACGCAUGAAAUGAGUGAUUGGAUUCGCUGCGUGUUCCUGUACUGGCUGCCGUGGAUACUGCGCAUGUCCCGGCCCGGCUCGGCAGUGACGCCGCCGCCAGCGCGCGCGCCUCCUCCACCGGAUUUGGAACUUCGCGAGCGUUCCUCAAAAUCACUCCUUGCCAACGUGCUCGACAUCGAUGAUGACUUCCGGCAUGCUCAUGCGCAGCAGCCCCCCUGCUGCCGAUACUACAGGUCCCUCGACGAUCUACACGAACACUACUCGCCGAGCGGAGAGGAAAACGGCGCAGGUCUAACUACACACAGCUGUUUCGGUGUAGACUACGAGCUCUCCCUAAUUCUUAAAGAGCUUCGAGUCAUCACAGACCAGAUGCGCAAAGACGACGAAGAUGCGGACAUUUCGCGCGACUGGAAAUUUGCCGCCAUGGUCGUGGACAGACUGUGCCUUAUUAUCUUUACCCUGUUCACAAUCAUCGCCACGCUAGCCGUGCUGCUGUCCGCACCACACAUCAUGGUGUCGUAGCGACCCGCCCGCCUGCGUCUGCGCAUGCGUAACGUUCUGUGAUACCGCGAAUAUUUGUUAAGUUGUGAUGUGCGAAUUGGUGCGGGCGCCGAUGCCGCGGCGCUGAAGUUGCCGCCGCCUGCUUUGCCGCCCGCGCCCCCUGUAGACAUAAGUAACCGCUGACUGCCAUCCCUACGCAUAAAUACUUAUACUGCCUGUUCAUAAUCUUCUUCUUUAAUCUUGAAAUCAGUCCUUCGAUGCCUUCGGCUUUGACUCUCAGAACAUUCGAACAACUUGUAAUGUUUCAGCAUGAUGAUAUUUCCCUGAGAAAUCAUCACACCAAUACCCACCCUUCCAAUAAUAAUAAUAAGAAUGGUUUCUAAGCAAUCGACCGAAUCGAUUUCGUGGCAGUAAUUAACAUAUCUGGUGCCGAUACAGCGACGACCAGGCUUUUAGUGAUCCACGCUAGAAUAGUCGCCAUUACAGGAGAUCACAAUUUGUGACUGUGAUCGUUACCGAAAUUGUAGCACAAAAAUGUCUUCCUUCAUACCUUUUUAUGGUCGGUCACGUUUAAAAUUUAUUACAUUGUUAGAUCUUCCUUGAUCCUAUGUACAGUAUAGUUGAUUGGGCAGACAAAAUAAGCCCUUUGUUUUUCCUUAUUCGAUUCCGUGAAUCGUGGUUAUGGUCCCUAACUUUAUUUUCGAACGUAUUUGUGUCAGUAGCUAGUAUAGAACUUUACAAACAAUGUUGUUUCAAUUGGUACAGGUUGUGAUAUGCCUCGUUGUGAACGGGACGAUAUUGUUAUAAAUAAAUAUCCAAAGCUAUAGCUUAAAACGCUCGUUAAAAUUGUAGUUAAUGAAAUCAUUAUUUUAUUAAAAUCGUACUCGGUCUUUCGAAACAAUGUUAUACAAUUACAAUACAUGAUAAUAUCACGUUUGUACCUACGUAACGUAAUUUUUUCGAUACAAUCGUAUGUAAUGUUAACUUUUUGAAGUUUUGGUCAUAAUAAUAUUAUGUAAAUUUAUUACCAUCAUGUCCACGACAUCGAAACCUGUUCCGUUGCAAUUGUUUACAUUCAUGCAUCAUAUCCGAGCAUUCCAAGAUACUACCGAAUUACGAGGAUUUAUUAUUUGUAAUAUACACAUUCAAAAAGACAACUUUAGAAAUAUGGUUAUUCAUAGUGAACGCUUUCGAAUUUUAUUUUUAUUUGAUAUUAUUAUCCAAAUGCCGUCAUUUUAAAUGCUUUGUUUGGAAAACAUUUUCAUCUACCGAAGGGGAAAACGUUAAUGAUGAUAGGAGCUGCUCGGAUACACUCAUCGAUUGAAUGCUGUAUCCUCGCAGAGCUCCUCGUAUGUUUUCCCGGUCGGAGAUAACAACUGCAGAAUCCAUAGACGUUUCUUUGGAAGUUGCGAAACGAAUAUGAAUACGUGCAGAUGUUUUCCCAUCAUCCUUAUGUUUUUUGUUGUCGACAACUAAUACGAUCAUCACAGUUGUGUAUCAAACUGUUAAGAAAAUCCGCGCAUUAUUUUGCUAUCGUAUAUGAAACUAUAGGAUAGAUAAGUAAUGUGCGGUUUCCUCGGCGAUGUUGGGACGUCGUUUGUCUCCAUAAAUUGUUCAAUUGUUAGGGUUAAUACUCUGAAUUGCACUUUGUUUAUUAAAUAUAAACGAACGAAACAAAA
Molecule: messenger RNA, 3517 nt
Organism: Colias croceus (clouded yellow)
Lineage: Eukaryota; Metazoa; Arthropoda; Insecta; Lepidoptera; Pieridae
Gene: nAChRalpha7
Product: neuronal acetylcholine receptor subunit alpha-7
Exons: 11
Coding region: 336-1859 (507 amino acids)
Biological process (GO): monoatomic ion transmembrane transport; regulation of membrane potential; chemical synaptic transmission
Cellular component (GO): neuron projection; synapse; postsynaptic membrane
Molecular function (GO): acetylcholine-gated monoatomic cation-selective channel activity; transmembrane signaling receptor activity
Source: RefSeq, a predicted model, not a curated record